[Candida] anglica is the source of this 2430-nucleotide messenger RNA. Lineage: Eukaryota; Fungi; Ascomycota; Pichiomycetes; Serinales; Debaryomycetaceae. The record is from the annotation of a GenBank genome assembly.
AUGGAUUAUUUGAAUGCCAAUUUCACGUCUCUUGACGAUUUAGAAGUAUUGGAUGAAAAAAUUUCAAAUUUAGAGAAUGAGAAGUUGGAAGUGAAUAUAUUGGUGAAGAACAAAGUUAAUGGAGAUAGUCAACCAGAUCAAGCAACCAAUGAAGAUUUGAAUGACGUUAUAGACACCCGUAUUGAAUCAAUCCUUGCCCAGAUUGAUGGGUUGUGUAAUUCUGGGUGUAGUUCACAAGAAUCUAAAGAUAAAAUUGAACAACUUCGGUUGGAACAUGGUGACUUGGCUGUAUUCCGUCAAUUGGAUGAUCUUUUCACAAGAAGGGAUAAAGUGAACACUAUAGUGGAGCAUCUUGAACGGGCAAAGGCGGUAGAAGAGUCCCUUGAUUCACUUGUCCCCACUGACACUAAUUCUGUGGAAUUGUACUCCCAAGUGUAUUCAGAGAUUGAACAAAUAAUUUCAUCUUCAUCAUUUGGACCUGAAAUUCAAACAAACCUCUCACAAUUACUCAUCCCGAUCUUUGAUAAAAAGGUUAUUAUCCUUAAGGAUUUGCUUGGACAAAAAUUAUCAGUUAUACUUCAAAAAAUACGAUGGCUUUCACCUAGAACGAGUAACCAUCAAGAUAGCAAUAAUCAACUUAUCAACUCUUCAGACCUCAAGCAAAUCCAAUCUCUUUUACGUGGAUUAGUCCAGCUUCAAGCCAUAAACAGUGUGCCUCAAUAUCCCGAGUCUUGGUGGGCUAUGGAUUAUCUUUUACAACCGUUUAUCAUCAGAUUCCAAUACAAUUUCAUGACUGCGAAAAAGGAAACUAAUAAAGUAUCAAAGCCUGAAUGGGCAUUGGAAUAUGUUGAAGAGUUUAUCCAGGAGAAUUCAGACUAUAUCCAAAUGGUUGUUGGUGAUAUUCUCUCUGAAAGAAAGAGAAUCACCGUAUAUGAAAUUAUUACUACGGUUUUGAAACCAGUGAGAGAGAAAAUGUUGGCCUCCAUGAAUGUUAUCAAUGGUAGUAUUGCCAAACAAGAAUUAGAGACCCAAACUUCUGAUCUUGAGCGAGGAAGUGGUCGUCUUUUAUCUCAUCUUGUUUUCGAACUCACUUCCUUUGAUCAAAGAUUAAGAAAUGUUUACAAAUAUAAUCCAUACAUUGAAGAUUAUAAGGCGGCUGCGCCGUCUAAAAAAUGGAUGGGUCUUACGGGAGAUAUCAUGUUGAAAGGAGGCGAUGCCAAUGUUGGUGGUGUUGCCCUUGCUGCAUCUAAUUGGCUCAAUUUUGAAAGCCAAUUGGCAAACAAAAGGUUCCAAGAAUUACUUGUGUCAGAAAACUCAUUUCUCAUUGAUUUUGAUUUCCAAGCUGCUAUUGAAACUGGUGGUAUUGAUCUGUCCGACUCGACAAGUCAUUUCAAACUGCUUAAGCCAACAUACUCGGCAUACUCUUUAUCUAAAUUGUUUGAUACCCUCACUUCUCAUUACAAGACAUUGAGUAUCGUCAAGUAUCAAUUAAAAUAUGUUUCAAACAUUCAACUCAAACUCUUGGAUGAUUAUUGUGAUGAGUUGCAAUCGCAAUUCAAACGUACAAAUGGGAAUUCUGUACUUAAAUAUAUCCCAGGUGGCAUGAAUUCUGAAUCUACUUCAUCUGGUGAAGGUAUUAUCGAUUCUGAAAGAACUGGAUUGAAAAACUUGCAACAACUUUCUCAAAUCUAUUGUCUGGCUAAAUACAUUGCCAAUAAGUUGGAAUUUUGGAGUGAAGAACUUAUAUUCAUUCAACUAUGGGGCGCUUACAAGUCAAUUGCUUCUGAGUUAAAUGGAGGAGAAAACCAUUUCCUGAAAGAACUGACGAUUUUUGAUUCUUCACUUGCAAGAUAUCAACAAAUUACCUCUAGUGUUCUCUCCAAAUUUGAAGAGUUGUUUGCUAGAGAUAUUCGUACAUUUUUGAAAAAAUAUGUCAAUCAUUCACAAUGGGAUAUAAUCAAUCAUGAUGAAUCUGAACUUAUGGAAGUUUCACCUGAUCUUCUGCCUUUAUUGGUCGGUAUUCCGGAAUAUUUACAUUUCCUUUCUCGUUGUUUAUCCUCGGUGGAUUAUUACAUCUUGAGUGGGAAAAUUGUAUCGAUUAUAUCUCAAACUUUCAUUGAAUUUGUUAUCACCAACAAUAAAUUCGAUCAAGCUGGCUUGGUUCAAUUGCAGACUGAUUUGGACUACGUUUGGUCUACUUUAAGCACCCUUUUGUUCCUACGUGACAAUGAAGACAUCUACAAUAACAAGUUCAAUCCUGGCUACGUUAAGGUCCAUGAAUCGAUUGAAUUGUUGAGAUCAAUUAAACCGAAUGAAGUGGCAAAUUUUGGGAAUUAUGAUUCUUAUCCAAUUCUUAGAGAAAGAUCUAGUACUAAAUUUUCAAGUUUAAGUGAAUUCGAAAUCUUUGAUUUAUUACAUAGAAUUAAAUAA